Molecule: messenger RNA, 2947 nt
Organism: Anopheles arabiensis
Lineage: Eukaryota; Metazoa; Arthropoda; Insecta; Diptera; Culicidae
Exons: 1
Coding region: 1097-2065 (322 amino acids)
Source: RefSeq, a predicted model, not a curated record
AUGGCAUUAUGACCAAUAUUGCCAUGACCUGAAACCGUUGUGCACGGUUUAAGCGAUAGCUAUCGCUCUUGACAUGCGGUCAGUUUCAAAUAAAAAGGAAUGCGCAGCUCGCGCUGCGCAUGAUUUAGCGUCCAAGCUCCAACUAAACACAUCGUGUUUAUAUAUUUUGAAAGAACAUAACAUGGCGAUCCUGCCAGGAGCAACAGCAACAUAUUGGGAAAACGCUAAAUAUGGCAUACGUGCAGAAGUGAUAUUUCUUACAUUGUGACAUCAAAAGAGCAGCAGUAGCAAAGUGCGGUGUAAUGUGUUCAUAUAAAAAUGCGUCACAUGAUUGAACCAGAGCAAUAGUGUUUGGCGUAAAAAAAAAAAAAAAAAAAAAAAAAUCGAAAUAACUGUUACUGUCAUCGCCUCACUGAGUUCAUCGCCUACUGAGUGUAAAAAAAAAAAAAAGUUAACGUGUGAAGAGCAGCCGUUCCGGCCCUCUUGUGACACCAGUUCGCUGUAUUAGUGUGCAUGUAAAAAAAAAAAAAAAAAGAAGAAGUUUUGGUGACAAAACAAACAACGCCCCUCAUCGUGAAUCAUCGUGUUCGUUGUCUAGUGUGUGUGUGUCAGGCAGAAAUUUUUGAAAACAAUACGAGCAACACCCUCACCGUCGGAUCAUCGAGUUCGUCGCUUUUGUGUGCAACAGGCAAAAAUUUUGGUGACAAUCGUGUCUUUGUUUAUUGUACGUGCCAGGCAGAGGUUUUGGGUAACAAUACAAGUUACACCCUUACCGAGGAUCAUCGAGUUCGUCGCUUUUGUGUGCAUCAGGCUAGAGUUGUGGUGACAAAACAAACAACGCCCCUCAUCGUGGAUCAUCGUGUUCGUUGUCUAUUGUGUGUGUGUGUCAGGCAGAAAUUUUGGACGACAAUACGAGGAACACCCUCACCGUCGGAUCAUCGAGCUCAUCGCUUUUGUGUGCAGCAGGCUAAAACUUUGGUGACAAGACAAACAACUCCCGCAACGUCGAUCAUCAAAUCAUCACUUUAGUGUGUGUACAGUUACGUGAAAAUUCCUAAUCGAGCAGCCUAUCUCGCCUUUGUCUACCGACAACCUAAUGAAGAAAGCAACCCGCAGCGCUGUGGAUGAGCGGAAAAGUGCGAUCAGAAACAAAACAACAAAACCGAAGGUGAGUACAGAAUUGGUGGCGGCUGUGGGUUCGGUAGUGUUCAGACAAAACACUUGCAACAAGCAGACAAACAAAAACGCGACAAUGACGACAAAACUUGACUUGAAUUUAGGAUUAAAACUAAUUAAACCAUAUGAUGGUAAUUCAAAAGACCUUGCGAAUUAUAUAGAAAGUGUUGAGUUGUUUCGAGAAUAUUCAGAAGGUGUAGAUGAGCAUCACUUUUUAAAAUUUUUGAGAACCACACUGACAGGCGUAGCACAUGGAGUUAUCACUCCUGCUAAUACAAUUGAGGAGGCGCUUAAACUCCUAAAAGAAAAAUUCGCUGUAAAAAUGACACCUUUGGCGGUGGAACACGAGAUGGGAACCAAGAGGCAAGGAAAGCGUGACAUUUCCGAGUAUGGGUCAGAAAUUGAAGCUUUGUCUGCAAAACUAGCAGCGGCCCAUGUUUCAGCUGGAAAUUUUGUUUCGGAAGGUUCUGCGAAAAAUAUAGUGGAAACAACAGCUAUACGUGCGUUUAUAGGGGGACUAUCCAAUCCAACAACAAAAUUUUUUCUGAAAGCAAGAAAUCCUCCCACACUAAGCAAGGCGAUUUCUGAUGCUUUGGAAUGUUCCUCUGAAUUUGAAAACAAUGAUGGAAACCAUGAUGCAUUGUGGAACCAUCGACAAAACUGGUACAAUCGACCACCCAUGCGAGCCCGAGGUGGUUAUCGCCGACCAUCUGGUUUUCGAUACUUAAGAGGAAAUCAAAGGGGAAACAAUAAUGCAUUUCGUGGAAGUUCAUCAUUUUUGCCAAAUAGGUCAAAUCCAAACAACACACAUCAACACGAAAACUUUUCAGCCAAUGAUGCACCAACGCAGGAAGAGGAAGACGUAAAUUUGUUGGAUUUAUUUCGUUGAUUUUGAUAUAAUCAAAACCGUUAAAAUUUUUGGUCACCUUUUUUCAAAAAAAAAUCCAAUUUAUUAUCGAUAGCGGAGCAUCUUGUUGCAUUAUUGCACAACGAUGUAUUCCCAACCAUGUAUAUAUUAAUCCUCAUAAUAAGUUUAUGGUCAGAGGCCUUAAUGGCAAUACUCAAACUAUGGGAUAUAUCGACACGACAAUAACUAUUGAUAAUAAUAAAUAUCCUAUUCGUUUUCAUGUACUAAAUAAUUUACCGUCAGAUAUUAAUGGGUUAAUUGGUACCAAUUUCUUAAAACAAUUUAAUGCUAUUUUUGAUUUUUCUAAAAUGAAAAUUUCUUUUACCCCACCUAAAUAUUAUAAUAAUUUUCAUAUACCUGCAAGAACUGAAUUACUUACAUAUGUUGAUACAGAUACAACUGAAAUGUCUGUAAUAAUGAGUGAACAAUUAUCGCCACAUGUUUUUGUUGCCAACAGUUUAGCAACACCAAUAAAUGGGAAACUUCCUGUUAAGUUAGUUAAUUUUUCAAACAAACCAACUUCCAUUAAAAAUUUUAAACCAAUAAUUCAACCUGCUGAAGCUUAUAAUAUAAUUGAAUUUAAAAGAAACGAUGAAAAUACUGACAGGGCCAAACAACUUCUUAAAGAAUUAAAUUUAGCACAUUUAACAGAUGAUGAAAGAAAAAUGAUUUCAAAAUUGUGUUUAAAAUUUAACGAUAUUUUUUGUCUCAAUAAUGACGUUCUUAAACCUUCAAGCUGUCUUCAAGCUAAUAUUAAAGCAAAAACUAAUGUAACACCAAGCUAUUCAAAGCAAUAUCGGUUGCCAUAUUUUCAGAAAAGUGAAACAGAAAAACAGAUUAAUAAAAUGCUGAAUGAGAACAUAA